CACCCGCUUAAACCCUAAACCUUAGUCACCCGCGCUGCUACUUGCCAUCAUCAUUUUUCCUCAACUCCUCUCAUCUCCUACUUUUGGUUGAUCAGUGGACCAUGAGACCUCCAAGAGGGAGAGGCGGUGGUUUCAGGGGCCGAGACGGGGGUAGGGGUGGUCGCUUCGGUGGUGGCCGCUUCGGUGGUGGCCGCGGUGGAUUUCGCGAUGAAGGCCCCCCUUCCGAAGUCGUAGAGGUUUCCACAUUCCUACAUGCUUGUGAGGGUGAUGCAGUGACAAGGCUCACAAAUGCGAAGAUACCCUACUUUAAUGCUCCAAUUUAUCUGCAGAACAAGACCCAGAUAGGGAAAGUUGAUGAAAUCUUCGGCCCCAUCAAUGAGUCUUAUUUCUCUAUUAAAAUGAUGGAAGGGAUCGUGGCCACUUCAUAUUCAUCCGGUGAUAAGUUCUUCAUUGAUCCUGCCAAGCUUUUGCCCUUGGAGAGAUUUCUUCCCCAACCCAAGGGACAUCCACAAGCUGCUUUUAGGGGUGGUCGCGGUGGAGGCAGAGGUGGUGGUAGGGGUGGUGGCCGUGGAGGUGGUGGCUUUCGAGGAAGGGGUGGACCUAGGGGUGGCAGAGGUCCUCCUAGAGGUGGUCGUGGUGGUGGCUUCAGAGGCAGAGGGAGAUCAUAGAACAGCUUUUGUGUAAUAGUUUGUAGUGCUCUUCUUCUUGUAAUCGAGUUGUCAUUCCAAGAUGCAUUGGGUACACAAGAAUUUCAAUUUGAAUGCUGACGUUAAAUUGACUUGUGUUUGUUAAUCGAAUUAUUGUUUGUGACCA
Molecule: messenger RNA, 813 nt
Organism: Vitis vinifera (wine grape)
Lineage: Eukaryota; Viridiplantae; Streptophyta; Magnoliopsida; Vitales; Vitaceae
Product: putative H/ACA ribonucleoprotein complex subunit 1-like protein 1
Exons: 4
Coding region: 102-668 (188 amino acids)
Biological process (GO): ribosome biogenesis; snoRNA guided rRNA pseudouridine synthesis
Cellular component (GO): box H/ACA snoRNP complex
Molecular function (GO): box H/ACA snoRNA binding
Source: RefSeq, a predicted model, not a curated record